CUCUUGAUGAGUUCUAAACAAAUUUAAGAGAACACAAAAAUGGGUUCCAUGCGUAUUGUACUAGGGGUUGCACUUUGGUGUGCAGUCUUGAUGCAUACAGGAUAUGCUCAGCUUAGUCCCUCAUUUUACAGCCAAACAUGUCCAUUUCUAUACCCUAUUGUGUUUAGAGUCAUCUAUGAGGCUUCCCACACUGAUCCACGUAUUGGUGCCAGUCUCAUCAGGCUUCAUUUUCAUGAUUGCUUUGUUCAAGGCUGUGAUGGAUCAGUUUUGUUGAACAACACUGAUACAAUUGUGAGUGAACAAGAUGCAUUUCCAAACAGAAACUCAUUAAAGCGUUUGGAUGUUGUGAAUAAAAUCAAGACAGCAGUUGAAGAAGAAUGUCCUAACACUGUUUCUUGUGCUGAUAUUCUUACUAUUGCAGCUGAAGUAUCUUCUAUUCUGGGAGGAGGUCCCUCAUGGCCAAUUCCAUUGGGAAGAAGGGAUAGCUUAACCGCCAACAUAACUCUUGCAAAUCAAAACCUUCCCGGACCCUUCUCCACAUUGGAUCAACUUAAAGCUUCAUUUCUUGUUCAAGGUCUCAACACUACAGAUUUAGUUACACUCUCAGGUGCUCAUACAUUUGGAAGAGCUCGUUGCAGUGCAUUCAUCAACCGUCUAUACAAUUUCAGUGGCACUGGAAAUCCUGAUCCAACAUUAAACACAACUUACUUACAAACAUUGCGUCUGAUAUGUCCCCAAAAUUCAACAGGAAACAACCUAGCCAAUUUGGACCUUACCACACCUAAUCACUUUGAUAACAAAUAUUACUCCAAUCUUCAAAACCUCAAUGGCUUACUUCAUAGUGAUCAAGUUCUAUUAUCCACUCCUAAUGCAGACACCAUUGCUAUUGUUAAUAGCUUUAGCAAUAACCAAUCUCUCUUCUUUCUGAAUUUUAGGGUUUCGAUGAUUAAAAUGGCGAAUAUUGGAGUGUUAACUGGUGAUGAAGGGGAGAUUAGGUUGCAAUGUAAUUUUGUAAAUGGUAACUCCGCUGGAUUAGCUCGUGGUGGAUCAAAAGAUGGCUUGUUAAGCUCACUCUAAAUAAGUUAAUUGAUAUGUGAUUGAAAGGGUAAACAUUGUAAGAUAUAUACUUAAUUAGAAUAAAUAAAAAGUGUGCAUGUCAAUAUGAUUUUGUCAUGUACAUCUUAUCAUA
Molecule: messenger RNA, 1189 nt
Organism: Medicago truncatula (barrel medic)
Lineage: Eukaryota; Viridiplantae; Streptophyta; Magnoliopsida; Fabales; Fabaceae
Product: peroxidase A2
Exons: 4
Coding region: 40-1077 (345 amino acids)
Biological process (GO): hydrogen peroxide catabolic process; response to oxidative stress
Molecular function (GO): peroxidase activity; heme binding
Source: RefSeq, a predicted model, not a curated record